Colletotrichum lupini is the source of this 1092-nucleotide messenger RNA. RefSeq lists its product as uncharacterized. NCBI's taxonomy places the organism in Eukaryota, Fungi, Ascomycota, Sordariomycetes, Glomerellales, Glomerellaceae. The transcript is spliced from 11 exons. The record is from RefSeq and is a predicted model, not a curated record. The coding region runs from base 1 to 1092 and encodes 363 amino acids.
AUGCGGAUUAGUUGGAGCUCAGCUCAACCUCUGAAGCUUGAUCGUGACUUACUUCUAAGACUAAAUUUCCGUAUCGAAGUAGAUUCUCGAUCAUUCCCUACACUGCUAUUCGAAUACCGAGUUCGCCUCUCUCUAGUCAACAUGGGCUUCCAAGUGUUAAAGAAGGUUUACGACCCAUCUGCAUCCAUGCACGGGUUUCAGGUCGCGCCAAAGUCUGGUAUAUUCCGCCUGCAGAAUAACAUCGAUCCUAAUUGGAUCCAGACUUCAAGGGAACUUCACUUCAACAUAUGUGUGCUUUACAAAGAAACAUGGGUUGCGAGACGCAAAUAUCAGGUUGGACUUUCGUAUGGUAUCUCUGUCAAUGUCCUGGGUCACAAAGAGACGGCAUACAAUUUUACGCCGACUAGUGGCUCACUGUUGUACCAGAAGAAGCGCGUUACUUUUACGUGUACUCACCCGUCUAAGACGGCAGUCAAGAUUGAGAUUGCCGUGAUUCACUUGCCAUUUUACUCUUUCCAUACAACAGCGAAAAAUCCAUUGGAAGAACCAAUAACAGAAACGAAGCCCCUCGUGCAAGGCGGCAAAGAAUCAGUCACCGAAUCCCUUGAGGCUGGAAAAUAUACCACGAAUUGCUAUUACUCUGAAAACGACUCCACGAACGAUUCGACGACGGCACCUGGGCAGGAGCUACGCGCGAGUCGUCCAUCUUGUAGUGACGUAGUUUCCCUCAUGUCGUUUGCAUACAACGGAGACUCACUUAGAUUGAACAUUGUUGAUGUCUACGAUGGAGACAUUCAGCGACUAGAUACAUAUCCCGUCAAGUAUGACAGAGACUGUCUUUCUCAAGCCUCGUAUAAUGGCCAAGAGAAGUUCUGCUUUCUCUCCCUCAUCAAGUCUGCAGCAGCCAACGCCAACAAGCCAUUCAAAGAAGCAGCCAUGCAACGCUGGAGAGUCUUUCAACCGGCCUCGAAACCCUGUCUUCUAUCAAACUAUCACAAAAGUUUGAUUCACCCUAAAGAUGGUUAUGAUCACUUGGGUUUCACAAAACCCGAUGGCUCGACUAUUUGGGAAUGCGAGGAAUCACCUCAGUAA